AUGGAGGAGGGAAUCAAACUCUUUCUCAGUUUUCUCAUUAUUCUUCUUAUUCUCUUUGGAUUUGCGGCUUUCUUAUUUGCCGUCAUUUACGCUGUUUGUUGGCGGCGGCGAGUGCAGCAGCGGCGGGAGCUCCAGCGGCGGCAGGAGAUGUACGAAUUGGCCGAGCGGGAAAGAGCGGGAAGACUGCGGCAGUUCCUCCAACGCCUGCAGGCCCAGAAGGAAGAGGGAGAAGAAGAGGGAGAAGAGGAACAGGAAUUAUCUCUAUCUCCUUCUUCUCAACAGGGAAAAGGAGAAAAAGGAGAAGUGAUAAAAGAUAUGAUGGGGGAAACAGUGGAUGGGGUGGAGAUGAAAUGUACACCAAAGUUAGAGGGAUUGAAGGCAGAGCCUAUUCAU
Trypanosoma theileri is the source of this 393-nucleotide messenger RNA. RefSeq lists its product as uncharacterized. The record is from RefSeq and is a predicted model, not a curated record. The transcript has a single exon. The annotation marks the transcript as partial. NCBI's taxonomy places the organism in Eukaryota, Euglenozoa, Kinetoplastea, Trypanosomatida, Trypanosomatidae.